CUGAUUAUUAAAAAAGAUUGCCAAAUCAAAACUGUAUCUAUGAGGACACUGAUUCGGCUAACAGAUCUAAAUUGUAUUCAUCCUGUGUAUAGUUGGGCCUGAUCCAACGAGUUACUUCCUUUGGUGACACAAUAGGUCAGGUCACUAAGGCCUUAGACCUUGAUGGUCCAAGCAAUGUUGAAUAGUAGAUGGUAGAAAGCAGUGAAGCCUACAAGUCAUGAAGUACCUCGGGCUAAGUGUAGUAAUUCUUUGCGGACUAUUCGAAUACGGAUCCCCAAUAAUGUGUUACGAGUGCAACAGUGCCAUCAACUCGUUCUGCAGCGAGAAGAUGCUCCCAGAGAGUUUGAAGCGGAACUGUUCCGAGCACGACCGCGGCGUGACGCACACGCUGUGUCGCAAGAUCGUGCAGCACGUCGACUACGGCGUCAACGGGCAGCUGCCCGCCAGCCGGGUCAUACGCAGCUGCGGCUGGGACGAGACCAAGUACAAGGGUGCGUGUUACCACCGCGCAGGGUACGGUGGGCGGCAGGAGGUGUGCUCGUGUACCACUGACUUCUGCAACGCAUCCUCAGAGACAACCGCCUCCACACCACUCCUCAUCAGCGUCAUCUAUCUGAUAAUGCAGAAGUAUUUGUGCGAAUGAUAUAGGUACUCAGCGAUUCCUAAACUGGGUUCUGUAGGUUCCUUAGAAAAACCACCGGGGUUUCGCGAAAGUAUUUAUAUUUAAUAAAAAAGUUGAUGAACUUGGUGAUCCACUUCACAACCCACACGACCGAAGAAGAAUAACAUCACUACAUCACUAAUUUAAGAGCAUCGCUCUUGCCGGUGUCGCAUUCUUCAUUCUUGACUAUCAAAGACCAAUUCUUCUUCUUCCUUAUAAAAGACGUGGUUCAGUUUAUCUUUAAUCUGUUCCAUGUAAGCUCUUCUUGGAAGAACAAUAUAUGCAAAUAUUUCAUAUGAUAUGAAUACGAAUUUGUGCCUAUAUUUGCUGGGUGCCUAUAUUUUUUCUGAAAAUAAUUACUUUAUAAUAAGACGAAUUAAGAACCUCACAGCCCACACGAUACUAAAAGAAAUGAUAUACUUACUUACCUAUAAAAUCAUAAAGAAACUUUUCGCCUUGGAUAUUUAGUUUUUAUAAUGUUAUGUUGUUUUACAAUUAAACAAGUAUCGAAAA
Messenger RNA from Pectinophora gossypiella (pink bollworm), 1174 nucleotides. RefSeq lists its product as uncharacterized. The record is from RefSeq and is a predicted model, not a curated record. NCBI's taxonomy places the organism in Eukaryota, Metazoa, Arthropoda, Insecta, Lepidoptera, Gelechiidae. Gene Ontology annotation, biological process: positive regulation of voltage-gated potassium channel activity; regulation of synaptic transmission, cholinergic; sleep. The coding region runs from base 218 to 643 and encodes 141 amino acids. The transcript is spliced from 3 exons.